ACGUACCAGACUCUACAGAAACAUGUUAUGGACAAUAUUCUUACUGGUGAACGGGCUUCUUUUACUAGCUCUUCUUUACUCCACUCGGACAAGACAGAGAAAUGAGCCACCUCUGGACAAAGGUUUUAUUCCGUGGCUGGGACACGCUCUGGAGUUUGGAAAAGAUGCUGCAAAGUUUUUGGCCCGGAUGAAGGACAGACACGGGGAUAUCUUCACUGUACGUGUUGCUGGUCAUUAUGUGACAGUGCUUUUGGACCCAAACUCAUUCGAUGCCGUGAUGAAUGACACCGUCUCCUUGGACUUCACCCGCAACAGAAACCAGCUCCUACAAAGGAUCUUCAGUCUGCAGCUGCCGAGUGUCAAACCCACAGCAGAGAGGACAUGGAUGGAAGGGCAUUUUCAGGGUUUCAGUCUCUCCAAGCUCAGCAGCUCCAUGAACACUCACCUCCAGAACCUGCUGCUGAGUGACCAGAGAGGUUACAGCCCGUCAGAGUGGAGACAGGAUGGACUCUUCAGCCUUUGUUACAGCCUACUCUUCAGGGCCGGAUAUCUCACACUGUUUGAGAGGAGAGACAACGCCACUGCAGUCUACAAUGAGUUUCGCAAAUUUGACCAUCUUCUCACCAAACUGGCUCGCUGUUCACUCAAGCGAGGGGAAAGCGAAACAGCCACUUCAUCCCGGGAGCGACUGUGGGAGCUGCUGUCUCCAAACUGGUUGAGCGGAGAGUCAGAGUCGAAUUCCUGGCAGCGGAGCUACCACCACUUCCUACAGGAGGCGGGAGUGGAUGCAGAAAUGCAGAAAAGAGCUUUGCUCUUGCAGCUGUGGACCACACAGUGCAACGCAGGACCUGCUGCCUUUUGGCUCCUCGGCUACCUGCUCACUCACACUGAGGCCAUGGAGGCUGUUAAAUCAGAGAUCAGAGGCCUUACUCCCCGGGACACUUCCCUACAGCAUCCCCCCAUCAACCUGCUGGGAGCACACAGAACACCUGUGCUCGAUAGCGUUCUGAGCGAGACCCUACGGCUCACCGCCGCGGUAAUGAUCAGCAGGGAGGUGGUGCAGGACAAAAUCCUGCACAUGGACAAUGGACAGGAGUACCACCUCAGACGAGGGGACAGAGUGUGUCUGUUCCCCUUCCUCAGCCCUCAAAUGGACCCACAGAUACACCCAGAACCACAGAUUUUCAAGUAUGAUCGCUUUUUAAAUGAAGACAUGACAGUGAAGGAUAAAUUCUACAAAGACGGAAACAGGCUGAAGUACUACACCAUGCCCUGGGGUGCAGGGAGAAACAUCUGCGUUGGGAAGGAGUUUGCUGUUACAGUCAUUAAACAAUUUGUGUUUCUGCUCUUGACCUAUCUCGACCUGGAGUUGUGCGACCCAGACGCUAAACUGCCCCCAGUUAAUCCCAAUCGCUACGGCUUCGGGAUGCUCCAGCCAGACGGAGAUGUGCAGGUCCGGUACAGACUGAAGAGGACACGGCGACAAAUGUGACUCCAUGAUUUAACUGUACAUAACUGUAAAAAUUGUUGAUUGAUGAAUGCUUCUAUUAUAUGUAUUGUAGCUUUAUUUAUA
Epinephelus fuscoguttatus (brown-marbled grouper) is the source of this 1573-nucleotide messenger RNA. It is a transcript of the gene ptgis, whose product is annotated as prostaglandin I2 (prostacyclin) synthase. Gene Ontology annotation, molecular function: prostaglandin-I synthase activity; monooxygenase activity; iron ion binding. The coding region runs from base 23 to 1492 and encodes 489 amino acids. The transcript has 10 exons. The record is from RefSeq and is a predicted model, not a curated record. Gene Ontology annotation, biological process: prostaglandin biosynthetic process. Lineage: Eukaryota; Metazoa; Chordata; Actinopteri; Perciformes; Serranidae.